Pleuronectes platessa (European plaice) is the source of this 623-nucleotide messenger RNA. RefSeq lists its product as uncharacterized. The coding region runs from base 9 to 623 and encodes 204 amino acids. The transcript is spliced from 2 exons. The record is from RefSeq and is a predicted model, not a curated record. NCBI's taxonomy places the organism in Eukaryota, Metazoa, Chordata, Actinopteri, Pleuronectiformes, Pleuronectidae. Gene Ontology annotation, molecular function: protein dimerization activity.
UCCAUGCAAUGGUGGUGGAGCACAGAAGUGGCUCUGAGCAGCCGAGGAAGCGCCGGGCUAUCGAUCAAGAUGAGCUUAAAAGGAUUGCCUCAGAGGUAUGCGACACCAUACUUGGACACACCAAGGAACGCUUUGCCUUCAAGGACCACCUCAUCAGUGCCACCUUACUGGACAGCCCCCAGUUUGACCACUACCUCGAUGCAUUCCCUGAAGUUGCUCUGGCCACAACAUUGAAGGCCUAUCCUGUGCUCGAUGGAAGUAGGCUGAAGACAGAGCUUACCCUCAUCUAUGGCUCAGAAGAAUUCCGAACCUGUCGUGGUGCUGUGGAUCUUUACCAGUUGUUCAAAGACAAUAACCUUUCUGAGGUAUUUUCAGAGACAGAAACACUGCUUAAAAUCAUCAUCACAACUCCCAUGGCCACUGCUGAGGCGGAGAGGUGUUUUUCAACACUGAAAAGGGUUAAAACCUUUCUCAGGAACACAAUGACUCAGGACAGACUGAAUGCCUUAGCCAUGCUCUCAAUGGAAAAAAGGCUUGUCACAGACAUGAUUGACUUUAACCAGAAGGUGAUAGAGAGAUUUGCCAGCUUGAAAGAGGGGAGGGCUAAGUUUCUUUACAAGUAG